Molecule: messenger RNA, 1406 nt
Organism: Solanum pennellii
Lineage: Eukaryota; Viridiplantae; Streptophyta; Magnoliopsida; Solanales; Solanaceae
Exons: 6
Coding region: 79-1050 (323 amino acids)
Cellular component (GO): chloroplast thylakoid membrane; chloroplast envelope
Source: RefSeq, a predicted model, not a curated record
AUAAGAUUAGCCCACCCCCUGGCCCUAGCAUCCCCAAACCUAUUACAACCAUCACUACUAAGACUAACGGUGUCUCCCAUGGCUGCGUCUGCUUGUACAGUUCACAAUUUCUCUCAUCCCCAUGUAGCCUCCACAUCCCAAUAUAUCUCAACCCUAUCUACUCCCAUCAAUAGGACUUUGAGUUUUCCCAGAUACAGAAGCAAUACUUUUGUUGUCACAGUUGGCUUUUCGACUAGAGCAGUAAAGAGUGACAGUGGCGCAAAUGUCAGUAGUGACAAAAAGAAAGAAGUUUUGGAAGAAGAGGAGGAAGAGGAGAUGCCAUGGAUACAAGAGAAAGCAUUAGACCUGGUUGAGUUCACCGGUUCUGUGACUCAGGCAAUUCCUGGCCCUAGGAUUGGGUCUAGCUCUUUUCCAUGGAUUCUUGCGGUGCCCUUGACUUACUUUGGCAUCACUUUUGUCAUUGCCUUUGUCAAAACCGUUCGCAAGUUCAAUUCACCCAGGGAGAAGCGUAAAAAAUUGGUGAACAAAAAUGCUGAGCUAUGCAAGUCAAUCGAUGAGUUAUUUGAGAAAGGAAAAGAUUUUGUUGAGCCUUCAACUUUGAAGGGACUUGCACAAAAGACAGGUUUUGAUAUGGAGGAGAUUUUCCGAAAAUAUAUUCGGUACUCCUUGAAUGAGAAGCCAUUUAGCCCGGAUUUAGUAGCAUAUUUAAUUCAAUUGAGGAAAGCAUCAAUGCUGACUGAUUCUGAAGUAGCUGGAAUACUGAACGAAAUUUCACGACGAAUUGUUCAAGACAAAGGUCCAGUUGUUAUGGAUAUAUCAGGCUAUUCUGAGAAGGGUUUGAAGAGAAAACUUGCUGUGCAAACACUUUUUGGGAAGAUUUAUUAUCUCUCUGAGCUUCCAGAAUUCUGCUCAAGGGAUAGCUCGUUAACUGUUAAGGAAAUAUUUGGAGUGGCCGAUGAGGAUGCUGAAAAGCUUCGGUUACAUACCAUCCCAGAAGCUGGGAACAUGGAUUCACUUGAGAGGAUGGUGAACGGUUCAGAUGCAGAGUGAUGAUUCCGCUAUUGUUUCUCGAUUCACGUACACUUGAUUGUAGAGAAGUUGUAGGUGUGGAGAGUAUUGCAUAUUCCUUGUGCAGUGCCCAAAACAGCGGAAAAGAAAAGUCACAACAUAUAACUAACCACCAUGAAGCUUGUCUAGAAUUGCUUCAGUUUUGUGCCCACAACACUUGUGAUAGAUACAAAAUGCUUGUGUUCUGUUUCCAGCGAAAACUACUUUUUCACAUAUGGAGUAGUCUGAAAAAUAAUCUUCAGUUUCCAUCAAAAUUGAAUUGAUUCAUAUAUUGUUUGGUCCUAAAAUGUCCUCACUCUUUAAUAUUUUGAUCCAAAACUACUCUUACGCUUGCUUUA